This is a messenger RNA of Tetrahymena thermophila SB210, 1578 nucleotides long. Its product is annotated as 62.3 kDa TRP-Asp repeat protein in SER3-ILV1intergenic region protein, putative. The record is from RefSeq and is a predicted model, not a curated record. Gene Ontology annotation, molecular function: protein binding. Gene Ontology annotation, cellular component: nucleolus; 90S preribosome; small-subunit processome. The transcript is spliced from 6 exons. NCBI's taxonomy places the organism in Eukaryota, Ciliophora, Oligohymenophorea, Hymenostomatida, Tetrahymenidae. Gene Ontology annotation, biological process: maturation of SSU-rRNA from tricistronic rRNA transcript (SSU-rRNA, 5.8S rRNA, LSU-rRNA).
AUGGAUAAAAAGGACUCUUCAUAAAGGUCGAGCUCUGCUGAUUUAUUUUAAAUCAACAAGAAGCUCAAAUCAUCUGAUAAAAAGCUUAAUUCUUAAAUCAAAAAGACUCAUUUUGUCUAGCAACAAACUGAAAAAUAUGAAAAAAUAAAUCAUUUACUUAAGCAUGAAGAAUAAGGGUAUCUUGAAGCAGAAGGAAUGGAGAAAACUUUAGCCUUCAAACAACAUCAAUUAAAAAAUUUGCUUCCUAUUUAGAAUGCUGAAAAAAUUUUCGAUUUAAAGCUUGACUGGGGAUAGUAUAGCAUAGAUUACACACGUAAUGGUAACCAUCUUUUACUUGGUGGAUCCAAGGGUCAUUUAGCUAUGAUGGAUUGGCACGAAAAAAAGCUUGCUUGCGAAAUUUAAGUAAAAGAAUCUAUCAGAGAUGUUAAAUUCCUUCAUGAUGAAAAAAUGUUUGCAGUAGCUUAAAAGAAGUAUGUUUAUGUUUAUGAUAAUUAAGGUAUUGAAUUGCAUAAGUUGAAAAGCCACCUAGAGCCUAGUCAUUUAGAAUAUUUACCUUAUCACUUUUUGUUGGUUUCCGCUAGCAGACUUGGUUUCUUAAAAUAUCAUGACACAUCUACUGGUUCUAUAGUUGCUGAAUAUAGAAUGAAUGCCAGAGAUCCUGUUUGCAUGAAGUAAAAUCCAUACAAUGCUAUUAUUGGUGUUGGUGAUAAUAGAGGUUGUGUUAAUAUGUAUUCUCCUAAUACAAGUGAACCUUUAGUUAAGAUGUUAUGUCAUAAAGGAAAUGUUAAUUCUCUUGCCUUUGAUAAAAGAGGUUUCUAUAUGGUAACCGCUGGUACAGAUGGUCUUUGGAAGGUUUGGGAUUUAAGAACAUACAAAUUAUUGCAUGAUUACUUUGCUCCUUCAACUGUUUCACAUUUGGAUAUUUCUCAAAGUGGAGUCCUUGCACUUUCUUAUGGAUGUCGUACUUAACUUUGGAAGGACUGGUAACUUGAAAAAUAAAAAUAACCUUACAUGAAGCACGAGUCAUUUGGAUACAACACAAUAACAGACACUUAAUUCGUGCCUUAUGAAGAUUUUCUUGGUAUAGGUAUAGAUGGAGGAUUUUCAAGUAUAGUUGUUCCUGGCUCAGGAGAAGCUAAUUUCGAUGCAUUUGAAUCAAACCCUUAUUAAACUAAAAAGUAAGCUAGAGAAGGUCUUGUUAAGAAAUUACUUGAAAAGAUUCCUAGCACUACAAUUUCUUUGAACCCCAAUAGAAUUGGUACAAUUGAUACUGCAAGUAAAGAAGUUAUAGAAGCAGAAGAAAAGGCUGAAAAGCAAGAAAGAGAAAAGAAUCAAAUUAAGAAAAAGAAAAAUAAAAUGCGUGGCAAAAAUAAAUCUAGCAAAGUAGAAGCAAGAAAGGAAUUCAGCAGACAAGAAGAAAAGAGAGAAAAAGCUAAAGAAGCUGUUGAUAUAAAAAUCAGAGCUAGAAAUGCAGAAAAAGAAAAAAAAUCACAAGAAUUAAAAGUUUUAAAUAAAUUAGAUUCAAUCGACAACUUCGAUCCUAUUUAUGCAUUAAAAAAAUAGAAAAAAUUAAAUUGA